AUGGCGACACAAACGAGACCCAGUUCGGUCAAGAGCGAGCCACGCGAUGGAUCUUCUUCUCUUGCUUCCAGAGUCAAGAUCGAUCCGUCUUAUAAGGACAAGAAGAAGAUCACGAGCUCUAUCAGACCAAUCAUGUCGGAUACCAAACCCAGAUCCGCUGUUUCCACCGUCACGACCAAAUCCGAGGCAAAGCUCAAAACAGCGGUAAAUACGGUGAAAUCAACAGCAACAACAUCUGCUGCAGCGAGCUUGGCGAAAGGUAAAGUGAAAAGAGAGAAGAAGGUUUAUUCGUUACCCGGACAGAAAUAUGAUCCUCCUGAAGAGAGAGAGCCCUUGAGGAUAUUCUAUGAAUCAUUAUCGAAACAAAUACCAGGGAGCGAAAUGGCUGAGUUCUGGCUAAUGGAACAUGGUAUGUUGUCUCCGGAAAAGGCGAAGCGAGCCCAUGAGAAAAAGCUAAGAAAGAUGAAGCAGAUCCGAAUGGGAACACCGAUUAAACCGACACCAUCAUAUUCUAGUAAACCGGAGAGUUCUCAAAGACCAUCAUCUGCCUCCAAGAAUAACGGUUUAGAUGCGAGAAAGAAGAAGAAAGUCCUUGAUGAUGAUGACGAUGAUGAUGGCUUCAUCUUAAGCCACAAGAGAAGGAAAGUGUAA
Molecule: messenger RNA, 651 nt
Organism: Thlaspi arvense
Lineage: Eukaryota; Viridiplantae; Streptophyta; Magnoliopsida; Brassicales; Brassicaceae
Source: the annotation of a GenBank genome assembly